CCAACGAUGACCGGCCCAAUCUGUUCAAUGUUGAAACGAUGCCGUACGGAUCUAAAUACUGUCUUGGAUUCGUGCUUCUGUUGUUGCAAUGUGAAGGAUGAUGAGGUUGUCAAUGGCAGGGUUUCGAAGCUCGUUGCCCUUUUCUGCGCUAAUUAGACAGGUCGAGCAAGAGAUGGAAACUGUGAUGAAGGUGCUUCAGCCUGGACCCUUGGGAAUCAUAGAGCACAAGUUUUCCGCCGACGAAAUUCGCAAGGCUAAUGCCACGGUUUCUAAAGCAGUGACCAAUUGGCGAACCAAUGCGAUCCUCGAAGACUACAAUCACGUUUUAAAAGACUAUAUUCACAACAAGUGAAGCCAAUUUUAGUUCCUCCCGCCAAAUUUUGACCCAAGGUUACUUCCAUUUUCCUUUGGUGUGUGUGUGUGCCUAUUUGUUUAGAUGUAUGAUCGUUAUUGAGGUGUUUAAGUAUUGUAAAUGCUGGUUACUUGAUUAUAAGUUUGUAUGAAGUUAUUCAAUAGUAUCUGAACUUUGGUAUGAUUGUUAAUUAUGUUUACUAUAAUUUGAUGAUGUGGAGUGUGGAUUGGGUUGCAUUAUUUUGUUUUUGGGGUUGGUACACAUUGCAAGUAAAUGUUGUCAUCCGUGAAGGCGACGACAACAACUAGUCUUUGCUUUUUGACGAUCUGACCUUGUUCGGUGUCAGCAUUGUCUUUUUGUAUGUCAGCUUUUUACGUAAUCUCUUCUUAUGGAAUAAAAUUUGUAUAUUUUUAGGUA
Messenger RNA from Glycine soja, 769 nucleotides. RefSeq lists its product as uncharacterized. The record is from RefSeq and is a predicted model, not a curated record. Bases 98 to 352 code for a protein of 84 amino acids. Lineage: Eukaryota; Viridiplantae; Streptophyta; Magnoliopsida; Fabales; Fabaceae. The transcript is spliced from 2 exons.